Olea europaea var. sylvestris is the source of this 699-nucleotide messenger RNA. Its product is annotated as photosystem I subunit O. Lineage: Eukaryota; Viridiplantae; Streptophyta; Magnoliopsida; Lamiales; Oleaceae. The transcript has 4 exons. The coding region runs from base 122 to 571 and encodes 149 amino acids. The record is from RefSeq and is a predicted model, not a curated record.
ACCGAUCUGCUACUUACACAAUCCUUUCGUCCACCACAUAUCGCCAAAUACCCGAACCGUACCACCAUUUUUGCCCAACAAAACGCACGCACAGCCACAGCCUCACACAGAAGCAAAAACAAUGGCUGCAACCAUGGCGACUUCAUCAACUGUUGUUGGCUUGGGAACUUCUUCUCUUUCUUCCCCAUCUCACUUGUCCUCUUCGAAGAAACUGAACCUCAGCUCAGGAUUUCUAAAAUCUCCGGUAACUGCCAAGAAUCCUCUAAGGCUAGCACAAGCUUCAGGAGGAAAGUUCACAUGCUUUGAAAGAGACUGGCUUCGAACAGAUCUGAAUGUGAUCGGAUUCGGAUUGAUUGGAUGGCUUGCUCCAUCCAGCGUUCCGGUUAUCGGUGGCAAAAGUUUGACAGGGCUUUUCUUUGAGAGCAUUGGAACAGAACUCGCCCACUUCCCCACUCCUCCUGCCCUCACUUCACAAUUCUGGUUGUGGUUGGUCUGUUGGCAUUUGGGCCUGUUCAUCACCCUUACUUUUGGGCAAAUUGGCUUCAAGGGAAGAAAUGAGAAUUACUUUUAAAAUGGAUAUCAUCUGUAUCAAAUAUGUGUAUGAUAUGACCUUGUAAUCUUUUUUUUUUCAAACUUUAUUUCUUACCAUAUUCACUCAAUUCAGCAAAAAGCUAAUAAUAUUUCAUCUUAUAUGGUUAA